AGCCCCAGGUCCUCAGUUGACAGCGGAGGGAGACGUGGAACCACCGAGAGUGAGGAAGAGGAGGUCUGGGUUUUGCCUGCGGGGACUGCGAACAAUUGAGCGGCAGAAGGGAACUGAGCACCGCCGUGAGGCUCUCUAAAGUCCAGCCACGGCCUCACUAUGUCGAAAGUUUCCUUUAAGAUCACGCUAACCUCGGACCCGCGGCUGCCGUACAAAGUACUCAGUGUUCCCGAAAAUACUCCUUUCACAGCAGUCUUAAAGUUUGCUGCAGAAGAAUUUAAAGUUCCUGCAGCAACAAGUGCUAUAAUCACAAAUGAUGGAAUAGGAAUAAAUCCUGCACAGACUGCUGGGAAUGUUUUCCUAAAGCAUGGCUCAGAACUACGAAUAAUUCCUAGAGAUCGUGUGGGGAGUUGUUAAUUUCUGCUGAAUGGAAAUUUACCAUUAUCUUUCCUAAUAAACAUUGAUAUUUAUUUUGUAAUAUUGCAUUCGGACUAUCUACAAUUUUAUGUACCUACUCCUAUAAGGACACUGACCGUUUACAUUAAAGAAGGAAUACAUCCCAUGAAUAAAACAGCUGCCUUAAGAAAGAAGCCAACCUCUCCUCUGCUACCUCAUUAUGUUUAUGAAAGGAGUUUCAAUUUCAUUUUAAAAUAGAAAGAUGAUAUUACCAGUAAAAUAAGAAAAUGAAAAUUUCUUGUUUAAAAUCAUAUGUCAACUAUAGAGUAAAUUAUUUCCUGAAUUGCAAAUAAGAAUGGCCAGAGAACAUAGAAAGAGGUGAAUAAAUGUGCAUUUUACAUACAAUUUAAGAUAAGAACAUGACUUGACUAACACAUAAAUAUUUGUGUUUAUUAUCAUUUGGGUUUUCUAGGUUUCAGUUGACUCCAGUAUUUCAUUUGGAUUUCCAGGUAACUCAGAAGUACCAUCAAUUGAACAAUAUGAACUUAUUCUAAUUAUGGAAAAUGACAUCUCACAUUAGCUAGUCUACCGGUGUUCCUGUAGAAUUGGAUAUAGUAGUGGGAAUUUAAAUACAUCUGUGGCUGAGUUAUAUCCCUCCAUAAGUAUAUUCUGAGAACUCUCAUAUAAUCAUCUUUGAUGUGGAUAAUUCUGCAUUGAAAUCUGAAAGGGAAUGAAUAUCAUUGAGAAGACCUGAAAUUGCACAAAGCUCAAGGAAGUGCUGUCAUCUACCCUUUAGUGUACUGAAGCCAAAGUUCAAGGAGGCUGGCAGGGAAAAAGGAGACAGUUUAAGCACCAUGAUCACUGACCAUAGAAAAGUCAAGGUAAAACCGAAGUGAUAGGAAAGAAAGAAAGGAGCAAGCCAUAUAAGAGAUAAGAAGUAACAUCACAGUGACCUACAAAAUCCAGAAGGAAUGAGAACGGGUGCCAAAAGGGUUGAAAUGAAAAAGCAGCAACAGAGUGGAGAAGAAAAAAGUUAAUACUAGAUUAUGUAAACAAGCAGCAGAAGAGAGCCAAGUAUAUAUUCUUUUAACUACUAUAGAGGAUAAAACAUGGCUUUCCAGAAACCUAUAAGGAAAAGAAGAGAUAAACCCUUAAAAGAAAGAAAUGGGUUGUAAUAGGAAAGCAUUAACACAUGUAUGAUGUGUGUUAUGUAUGUUGGCCCAUGUACAUCGUAUGAAAUCAAGGUUCAGAAAAAAAAGCAGCUUAAGUUAUUUGUUACUUUGUGGUAGAACGCAGCUGGCGUACACAGCUGUGUUUAGCAAAUGCAUAAAUUAGCACCCCUAAACCAAGUUUUCUAUGAUUUGUUUUCAGGGAUAUCAUCCCAUGAUACUCCAGUUUCUGGCCUAAUGCUCAUUGAAAAAGCAAAAGAUUCUUACAAAAAAUGUAACUUAGCUAGCCAUGUGUAUUUUCUGAAGAAUGUUUUUUGGUAUUGUAAAGUUAUAUGUGGCACUAGAAAGCUGGAUUUGAUUGAUCUUAAUUAUGACUAGGGCACAACAAGAUUCUUAGCCAUCACAAUGUGGUCAGCUUAGUAAAGGCAGUAAAAUUAAGACAAAAAAAGUGAACUAUUAUAUUUUUUAAAGGUUUUUACCUAGAAGAAUUAAACAUUAGCCAUUAGUUAUACAGACCCAUACCCUAAGCAUUCCAAUUAAUAAAGGUUUUACUUUAGUAUUUUUCAUAAGUCAAAAUAUGCUUGCAUUUAUGUGCUGCAGAAAAAAUAAAAUGGUGCAAUGAAAUAAUUUACAUUAUUAGGUUUUAAUUUGUUAAUAUUUGUGUAUCAAAUUCUCAUUAAAGGUAAAUUACAGCAAAA
Messenger RNA from Trichosurus vulpecula (common brushtail), 2263 nucleotides. It is a transcript of the gene UFM1, whose product is annotated as ubiquitin fold modifier 1. Bases 160 to 417 code for a protein of 85 amino acids. NCBI's taxonomy places the organism in Eukaryota, Metazoa, Chordata, Mammalia, Diprotodontia, Phalangeridae. The record is from RefSeq and is a predicted model, not a curated record. The transcript is spliced from 6 exons. Gene Ontology annotation, biological process: protein K69-linked ufmylation. Gene Ontology annotation, cellular component: cytoplasm; nucleus.